GUACAGGGGGUCAGGCAGAGAGUGGUCGGGGUCACAAGCCAGGGAUCAAACAGGAGAAGCCAGCAGAGGUCCGGAUCAAGCAGGGUCAGCAACAAAUCAGUCAGACAGGAACAGGAACAGGAACAGGGGCCCAUAGAAAAGCACACACCAAGGCUCAGACUGCAGGUCUGGCCAUCCCUUAAAUACACCUGCAUAAUCAGCUUCAGGUGUUUGGCUGACUACAGGGUUGAGUCUCUGAUUGCUGAGAGCACCCGCUGGCCAGCCCUGGUACUGCAGCCCACAAGGCAGGUGAGUCCCACCAUUACUGGAAAGUCCAUUCCUGAC
Messenger RNA from Staurois parvus, 324 nucleotides. The record is from the annotation of a GenBank genome assembly. Lineage: Eukaryota; Metazoa; Chordata; Amphibia; Anura; Ranidae.